Galeopterus variegatus (Sunda flying lemur) is the source of this 3437-nucleotide messenger RNA. It is a transcript of the gene PIK3CG, whose product is annotated as phosphatidylinositol-4,5-bisphosphate 3-kinase, catalytic subunit gamma. The transcript has 11 exons. The record is from RefSeq and is a predicted model, not a curated record. Gene Ontology annotation, molecular function: 1-phosphatidylinositol-4-phosphate 3-kinase activity; 1-phosphatidylinositol-3-kinase activity. Gene Ontology annotation, cellular component: cytoplasm; plasma membrane; phosphatidylinositol 3-kinase complex, class IB. The coding region runs from base 86 to 3394 and encodes 1102 amino acids. Gene Ontology annotation, biological process: phosphatidylinositol-mediated signaling; phosphatidylinositol 3-kinase/protein kinase B signal transduction; phosphatidylinositol-3-phosphate biosynthetic process. NCBI's taxonomy places the organism in Eukaryota, Metazoa, Chordata, Mammalia, Dermoptera, Cynocephalidae.
AACUGCAACACUUCCUCUGCAUCUGGAUAUGAAGGGAGCCCCAGAAAAGAGGAAGAGUGUAGAGGCAUACUGGGUCGCCUAGGGCAUGGAGCUGGAGAGCUAUGAACAGCCCGUGGUUCUGAGAGAAGACAACCGCCGCCGGCGCCGGAGGAUGAAGCCGCGCAGCGCCGCGGCCAGCCUGUCCUCCAUGGAGCUCAUCCCCAUCGAGUUCGUGCUGCCCACCAGCCAGCGCAACAGCAAGACCCCCGAAACGGCGCUGCUGCACGUGGCGGGCCACGGCAACGUGGAGCAGAUGAGGACGCAGGUGUGGCUGCGUGCGCUGGAGACCAGUGUAGCCGCCGACUUCUACCAGCGGCUCGCCCCGGACCACUUCCUCCUGCUCUACCAGAAGAAGGGGCAGUGGUACGAGAUCUACGACAAGUACCAGGUGGUGCAGACCCUGGACUGCCUGCGCUACUGGAAGGUGCUGCACAGGAGCCCGGGCCAGAUCCACGUGGUGCAGCGGCGCGCGCCCUCCGAGGAGACGCUGGCCUUCCAGCGACAGCUCACGGCCCUGAUCGGCUACGACGUCACCGACGUCAGCAACGUGCACGACGACGAGCUCGAGUUCACGCGCCGCCGCCUCGUCACCCCGCGCAUGGCCGAGGUGGCCGGCCGCGACCCCCAGCUCUACGCCAUGCACCCCUGGGUGACUUCCAAGCCCCUGCCGGAGUACCUGCGGAAGAAGAUUGCCAACAACUGCGUCUUCAUCGUCAUCCACCGCAGCACCACCAGCCACACCAUCAAGGUCUCCGCCGAUGACACCCCCAGCACCAUCCUCCAGAGCUUCUUCACCAAGAUGGCCAAGAAGAAGUCUCUGAUGGAUAUCCCCGAAAGCCAAAACGAACGGGACUUCGUGCUGCGCGUCUGUGGCAGGGAUGAGUACCUGGUGGGUGAGACACCCAUCAGAAACUUCCAGUGGGUGCGGCACUGCCUCAAGAAUGGAGAAGAGAUUCACCUGGUGCUUGACACUGCUCCAGACCCUGCCCUGGACGAGGUGAGGAAAGAGGAGUGGCCGCUGGUGGAUGACUGCACGGGAGUCACCGGCUACCACGAGCAGCUGACCAUCCACGGCAAGGACCAUGAGAGUGUGUUCACCGUGUCCCUGUGGGACUGUGACCGGAAGUUCAGGGUCAAGAUCAGGGGCAUUGAUAUCCCCGUCCUGCCCCGAAACACUGACCUCACUGUUUUUGUAGAGGCAAACAUCCAGCACGGGCAGCAAGUCCUUUGCCAAAGGAGAACCAGCCCCAAACCCUUCACAGAGGAGGUGCUCUGGAACGUGUGGCUUGAGUUCGGUAUCAAAAUCAAAGACUUGCCUAAAGGGGCUCUGCUGAACCUCCAGAUCUACUGCGGCAAAGCCCCAGCACUGUCCGGCAAGGCCUCUGCAGAGACUCCCAGUUCAGAGUCCAGAGGCAAAGCUCAGCUUCUCUAUUAUGUCAACCUGCUGCUGAUUGACCACCGGUUCCUCUUGCGCCACGGGGAAUACGUGCUGCACAUGUGGCAGAUAUCCGCGAAGGGCGAAGACCAAGGGAGCUUCAAUGCUGACAAACUCACAUCUGCAACCAACCCAGACAAGGAAAACUCAAUGUCCAUCUCCAUUCUUCUGGACAACUACUGCCACCCGAUAGCCCUGCCUAAGCAUCAGUCCACCCCUGACCCUGAAGGGGACCGGGUUCGAGCUGAAAUGCCCAACCAGCUUCGCAAACAACUGGAGGCAAUCAUAGCCACUGAUCCACUUAACCCUCUCACAGCAGAGGACAAAGAAUUGCUCUGGCAUUUUAGAUAUGAAAGCCUUAAGCAUCCAAAAGCAUAUCCUAAGCUAUUGAGCUCAGUGAAAUGGGGACAGCAAGAGAUUGUGGCCAAAACAUACCAAUUGUUAGCCAGAAGGGAGGUCUGGGAUCAAAGUGCUUUGGACGUUGGGUUGACAAUGCAACUCCUGGACUGCAACUUUUCAGAUGAAAAUGUAAGAGCCAUUGCAGUUCAGAAGCUGGAGAGCUUGGAGGACGAUGAUGUUCUGCAUUACCUUCUACAGCUGGUCCAGGCUGUGAAGUUUGAACCGUACCAUGACAGUGCCCUUGCCAGAUUUCUGCUGAAGCGUGGUUUAAGAAACAAAAGAAUUGGUCACUUCUUGUUUUGGUUCUUGAGAAGUGAGAUAGCCCAGUCCAGACACUAUCAGCAGAGGUUCGCUGUGAUCCUGGAAGCCUAUCUGAGGGGCUGUGGCAGAGCAAUGCUGCAUGACUUUACCCAACAAGUCCAAGUCAUCGAGUUGUUACAGAAAGUCACCAUUGAUAUUAAGUCACUCUCUGCUGAAAAAUAUGACGUCAGUUCCCAAGUUAUUUCACAACUUAAGCAAAAGCUUGAAAACCUGCAGAAUUCUAAUCUCCCAAAAAGCUUUAGAGUUCCAUAUGAUCCUGGACUAAGAGCAGGAGCACUAGUGAUUGAAAAAUGUAAAGUGAUGGCCUCCAAGAAAAAGCCCCUGUGGCUUGAGUUCAAGUGUGCUGAUCCUACAGCCCUAUCAAAUGAAACAAUUGGAAUUAUCUUUAAACAUGGUGAUGAUCUGCGGCAAGACAUGCUUAUUUUACAGAUUCUACGAAUCAUGGAAUCCAUUUGGGAGACAGAAUCUUUGGAUCUGUGCCUCCUGCCAUAUGGUUGCAUUUCAACUGGGGACAAAAUCGGAAUGAUUGAGAUCGUGAAAGAUGCUACGACAAUUGCCAAAAUUCAGCAAAGCACGGUGGGCAACACGGGUGCAUUUAAAGAUGAAGUCCUGAAUCACUGGCUCAAAGAAAAAUGCCCUAUUGAAGAAAAGUUUCAGGCAGCAGUGGAGAGAUUUGUUUAUUCCUGUGCAGGCUACUGUGUGGCAACCUUUGUUCUUGGAAUAGGCGACAGACACAACGACAACAUCAUGAUCACAGAGACAGGAAACCUAUUCCAUAUUGACUUUGGGCACAUUCUUGGGAAUUACAAAAGUUUUCUGGGCAUUAAUAAGGAGAGAGUGCCAUUCGUGCUAACCCCAGACUUCCUGUUUGUGAUGGGAACUUCUGGAAAGAAGACAAGCUCACAUUUCAGGAAAUUUCAGGACGUCUGUGUUAAGGCUUAUCUAGCCCUUCGCCAUCACACAAACCUACUGAUCAUCCUGUUCUCCAUGAUGCUGAUGACGGGGAUGCCCCAAUUAACAAGCAAAGAAGAUAUUGAGUAUAUCCGGGAUGCCUUAACAGUGGGGAAAAAUGAGGAGGAUGCUAAAAAGUAUUUUCUUGAUCAGAUUGAAGUUUGCAGAGACAAAGGAUGGACCGUGCAGUUUAACUGGUUCCUCCAUCUUGUUCUUGGCAUCAAACAAGGAGAGAAACAUUCAGCCUAAUACUCUGGGCUAAAAUUAAAAAUAAAUAUUCUAAAGCUUUAAA